AUGGCCUUUAUAUGCGCUGGACUAGUAACAAUCGAGGAAGAGAGCGGCAUAAUUCGUCUGAUUCACUACACUACACAUGAAUACCUUGAGCGGACACGGGAACGGUGGCUUCCAGAUGCAGAAUCUUCAAUUACGAUUAUAUGCACUACAUAUCUAUCAUUACAAGACUUUGAUACUGGGCCUUGCGAACCGUGUACCCUCGAGGAGCCUGAUCCAGGGAUGUGCUACGAUAAUUGCGAAUACCAGAAGCGACUGCGACUUUUUCCUCUCUAUGGUUACGCUGCGAAUUACUGGGGGCACCACGCCCGUGCAUGCGUACAACUAAACGAAGAAGUUAUGAACUUCUUAAGUCGUCAAUCCAAUGUGGGGGCGUCAGCUCAAGUGCUAAUGACGCACUGGUCAUUUCGUGGCCGUUGCAAAGGCUUUCCAACGGAGAUGACCGGGCUACACAUGGCAUCUCACCUUGGUAUUUAUGAAGCCGUAAAUGCUAUCCUAAAAUACGAGGCGCUUAUAGACCGGAGAGAUAGCCAUGGCACGACGCCACUAUCAUAUGCCGCUAGCGGCGGUCAUCAAGACAUUGUUGAGUUGCUACUCGCAACUGGCAAGGUUGAUCCUGACUCUGGGGAUAAAGACUUCAGAACGCCGCUGUUAUAUGCCGCCAUGGGUGGGCAUGAAGACGUUGUUAAGCUGCUGCUUGCAACUGGCAAGCUAGCAAGGCUUAUUCAGUCGCUCAGCGUUCUGUUCAUCGCGGCAGAAGCUGAUCUCCAGCGCCGCGCCACUCCGUUGAGUGCGGACAAGAAGGGGUGCCAAACCAAUACUCACAACUGGUAG
This is a messenger RNA of Trichoderma breve, 831 nucleotides long. RefSeq names its product ankyrin repeats (3 copies) domain-containing protein. The coding region runs from base 1 to 831 and encodes 276 amino acids. The transcript has 2 exons. The record is from RefSeq and is a predicted model, not a curated record. Gene Ontology annotation, molecular function: protein binding. NCBI's taxonomy places the organism in Eukaryota, Fungi, Ascomycota, Sordariomycetes, Hypocreales, Hypocreaceae.